This is a messenger RNA of Trichobilharzia szidati, 2248 nucleotides long. The record is from the annotation of a GenBank genome assembly. NCBI's taxonomy places the organism in Eukaryota, Metazoa, Platyhelminthes, Trematoda, Strigeidida, Schistosomatidae.
CGUUAUCGGAUUAAGUGGUACCCGUUCAGUUGGUGGACACCUUCGUUUGAAAGCUUGAACACCUUGAGAAACGUAGUGAAAAGACUAAACAGGAUGCAUCUGUGCUACUAAGCUAUAUCCUUGAAAAUCUGAGGCUGACAUAAUAUCUAACAGCGAAAUUUUUCUAACAAAUUAAGUCAUGUAGUUAAAUAAUAAAAUCUAUUACGGUUAGAGAAACCUACUUCUGUCUUCAUAUGAAUUAUUAGUCCUGGAAAACCUAGCGCGCCAACUUUCUGCCGCACAGUAUAAACACUUGAGAUGCUGGUCUUUGUCCUGACAUUUUGUUUGGUGCUUACCAAACCAGUAUACUCAGAAUAUCAAAUAAAAGAUAAUUCCCUUGUAUCUCCUUUCACAAGCUUAUACUGGCAACCCUAUGGUACUGCAGUCAUAGAACCUCAGUUUGUGCGUUUGACGUCUGAUGUAAAAAGCAGUCAAGGUGGUAUUUACAAUACAAAGCCUUUGAUCACUCGAGAUUGGGAGGUGGUCAUCGCCUUCCAUGUUCAUAGCCCGAAAACUUUGGUUGGUGAUGGAUUUGCCUUUUGGUAUACUCAGCAUCCACCUUCACCUGGACCAGCAUUUGGUAAUAGAGAAAAGUUUCGUGGGUUAGCUGUUUUCUUUGACACAUACGCCAAUCAGAAUGGAGAGCACAGCCAUGAUCAUCCGUAUAUUAGUGCAAUGAUCAACGAUGGGACUAAGCAUUAUGAUCAUGAUCGGGAUGGAACUUUAACAGAACUGGCUGGUUGUUCGAAUAAUUUCAGAAAUAGUGAUUACUCAAUCGCUUAUAUUCGUUAUAACAAUAACCAGUUAAAGGUUUCUGUAAAACACCAAGGUGCAGGCGAUCCUAUUGAAUGUUUUACAGUUGAUGGUGUCCAUCUGCCAACUGGUUACUACAUUGGAGUUACUGCAGCUACUGGUGAUCUCUCAGAUAAUCACGACAUAUAUUCCAUCCAUACAUAUGAAUUAGAUCGUGUUCUAAAAGAUGAUCCAUUUGUUGAUUAUUCACGAAUUGAGCCAUCAGCUGAACAUGAAUCUGCACCAAGAGCUCGAGUUGAUGAUAGUCCACCAUCAAAAGCCGGUCGUAUAUUCUCCGUCUUCUUCUGGAUAUUCAUGAUCUGUUUUAUUGUCGGUGGAGGAUAUUUCGGUUAUCAGUAUUACAAAAAACGUCAACGACAAUUGAAACGUUUCUACUAGGAAGGCAGCAAUGUCAAGUUUUUUUUGUUGACAUAUUACCAGUCUCCUUAUUCUUCGUCUUCUUCUCCUUUUGUGUUUUUAUUUUAUUAGCCAUCUAUAAGACAGAUUAUUUUCUUAAUAAUAAUAAUAACAAUAAUAACAAAAGAGUGUACAAUAUAUUUGACAUCUACGCUUUGGAAACACAAUAGACUAGAAGAAUAGGCUAUUUACCCACCUACCUGACUACAUACUGGUUUGUAAACAACGUAAUCCUUCUCUUUCUCCAUAUGUAUGCACACAUUCAUUCUUCAGCAGUAAAAAUCAACGAUUACCACCUUGCUAACUUAUCGACACAAUUCAAGCAGUACUGAUGAUUACUUCUUGUGAAAGUGUUCAAUUUUGAAGCUGUAGACAAAAACUGAAAAAAACUCUACGACGAAUUACAAUGAUGAUGAUGAUGAUUUCUGUUUAUCUAAAGCCCACUGCCACUCCCUCCCUCCGCACCCUUUUCUUUUGUUUAACUUUUUGGUCUAUACAAAAUAAUGGGAGGCAGUCCGAAGUGAAAUAUGUCUUUUUUUGUACUUUCCAUUCUCAUCUUCUCUGGGGUUUUUUGUAGCUAAGAUAUUUCUUGUCUGUUUUUUACUUUUGUUUUUGUAUACUACCAUGUAUUCGCUUUAUCGCUUGUUCAUUUGUCGCUGCUGUGGUGCAGUCACACCGCUGCCACCACCUGUCUCUGAAUGCUUUUUUUUGUUUUCUCUCAUACUUCUUCUUUUCUCUGUGAAGUUUUCUUCACUAGAGAAAAUUCUGUAUGCUCUUUGUGUGUGUGUGUGUUGUUUGUAUCUGUAUGUAUGUGCACAAACAAACAAACGAACGAACAAAAAACAAUCAUCUUAUCUCUGAGUGAGUGAGUGAUGAGUGUAUAUUUUAAAAAAAAGACAAAUCUGGUUGUAUCAAUCACAAAUCCAAUGUGCAAUGGAUUAUUUGUUUAUAACUUAGUCACAAAGCUUGUUUUUCUUCGUCAUCUCUACUAAGUCUAUUA